UAAAAACUCAGGUUGAAUGAUGUAUCACAGACAGAAAAGAAUAAAGUCUGACCCCCACCAUCGAAACCCACAACCCAGUUAUAAAGCACACCAUCAUUGCAAACCUGACCACAGCCAGCCACUAUGUUCUUGCUUUGGUCGCAGGAGCCGACCGCUUCAGUGCCAACAUCAGGGAUAUGACCGGCUACAACCCCCUGCCCGUCUUCAAGCUGUGCUGGAAAUACUUGACCCCGGCUGUGUGCACGGCCACCUUUGCGUUUUCCCUGGUGUGUUGGGCUCCACUGAGCCUCGGGAAGGGCCUGGUCGCUCCAGUCUGGGCCACCACGCUGGGCUGGCUCCUCACCCUCUCAUCCGUCUCCCUGCUUCCCUUCUGGGCCAUUUAUGCCCUGGUCACCACCCCAGGAAGCCUCACACAGCGCUUCCAGCAUCUAUGCAGCCCUGCCAAACUCUCGUCCUCCCACCACCUCCCCACCAACUACCGUGCGCUGCCCUACAGCCCCGCACUGCCACUCACUGAGAAGCCCAAGCAGCCAGUUGCAGACGUCGUCCACAAUCCUGUGACCUGAUGACAGUUAACAAGGAUGUAACGCCGGGUGCUGCUCUGCCAGGUCUCGUCUGAAGUGACUCUGUGAGUCGAACUGGUUUCAUUUACUGGGUUUUGUUUGGACUUUUUCUCUAGAUGGUGCUUCGCCUCAUAUGGUGGAUUUCCAAUGUUUCAUACUACACAAGAUCUCCAUUAAACAAAUGCAACUUUUUACUGCCAAUAUAUCAAAGGAUCUACCUUCAGGUUUCUCGACAACUUCUCCCUCUGAUCGUCGAGAACUGAACGGACAGUUACUAGUCAUGGACACAUCAGCUACACUUACCGUAUCUCUUUUCAUUCUGUUGCGUUUUUUUCCAAUUGAAGGUUUCAAGUCCUGUUGGUGCAAAAGUGAAUCUGUGUGCAUCUUUGCACUCCACCAAAAAAAACAAGCUGCUGUCAUAAUCAGUAUUUAUGAAUACAAAAUUACAAACUGCUGCUGAUCUGCUCUUGCACUUAAAAUUGAUUUUUUUUACAAGAAAAGGUUUAUUUAAGCUCCAAAAUAACUCCUAGCACUCCAGUGAGGAUUCUUACUAGAGCGUGACCAACAAUGUCCUCUCUGCUGCGUAGUGAUGUUUAAGUUGAAGAUGAAUAAGUUCCUUGUGCAAACUGCUGUUUUUUUCAGACGUGGAUAAAAUGUUUUCAAAUGUUCCUUUGAGAUUAAUUUACAGAAAAGCAAAGUGAUAAAUCCCAUCUGGUGUCUUUUUUUAUACGCUUUCAUUUUUACAGGUGCUUACAUACGUGUCUCUUCAUUGUAGGGCGAACUUCUUUUGUAUAUGAAUCAUUUAAUUUUUCUUAAUGAAUAUAUAUUUACAUUGUGGAUUAAAGAGGUUGUGUGGACUUUA
Paralichthys olivaceus (Japanese flounder) is the source of this 1425-nucleotide messenger RNA. The record is from RefSeq and is a predicted model, not a curated record. NCBI's taxonomy places the organism in Eukaryota, Metazoa, Chordata, Actinopteri, Pleuronectiformes, Paralichthyidae.